Gorilla gorilla gorilla (western lowland gorilla) is the source of this 1888-nucleotide messenger RNA. RefSeq names its product golgi associated olfactory signaling regulator (gene GFY). The record is from RefSeq and is a predicted model, not a curated record. The transcript has 3 exons. The coding region runs from base 97 to 1653 and encodes 518 amino acids. Lineage: Eukaryota; Metazoa; Chordata; Mammalia; Primates; Hominidae.
GCGUGGCCUCCGGGAGUGGGCGGGGCUCCUGGGAGCCUUCGGCCUUAACCCCUUCCUUCCCGCUCCCCCCCGCAGCUAUAGGUAUCUCCCAGAGCUAUGAAAUCAUUCAGCCGGAUCCUCUUCCUCGUCUUCCUCCUCUCCGGCCUGAGGUCCAAGGCCGCUCCCUCAGCCCCUCUGCCUUUGGGCUGUGGCUUUCCGGACAUGGCCCACCCCUCUGAGACUUCCCCUCUGAAAGGUGCUUCUGAAAAUUCCACACGAGAUCGCCUUAACCCAGAAUUUCCUGGGACUCCUUACCCUGAGCCUUCCAAACCACCUCAUACGGUUUCCCUGGAAACCUUCCCACUUGACUUCACUGAGCCCCCCAACCCUGACCUCCGAGAAACCCCGCACCCAGAGUCUCCUGAGACCCCCAAAGCUGACUCACUCACAACCUCAAUAUCAGAAUCCCUGGACAUGCCCAAAACUAACCUCUCCAAAAUGGCACACCCAGAGUCUCCCGAGACCCCCACACCUGGCCCAACUGAAAUGCCACACCCAGGAUCCCCUGAGACCCCCAACCCUAACUUCUCCAAAACUGCACGCCCAGAAUUUCCUGAGACCCCAAACACUGACCUUAUGCAAACUAUACCCCAAGAAUCCCCAGAGAUUCUGCAGCUUAAUGCCACUGAAGUCUCACAGGCAGAACUCCCCGAGACCUCAAACACUAACCCUACCAAGACCCCUGACCCCAAAUCCCCAGAAAAGCAUGACCUCAACUCCACUGAGACCCCAAACUCUGAAUUUCUCCAAGCUCUCCAUCCUGACCCUUCUAAAACCCCCCACCCAGAAUCCCGUGUGACCUACAAUCCCAGCCCCACCGAAAUUUCCCAAACAGAAUUCCCCACAACCUACUACCAAAAUGCAACAGAUGUACCCAGGACCUCCGACCCUCAAAUCUCCACUAGUCCCUACCCAGAAACACCUGUGCCCUUCAAGGAUGACGCCACUGCUCUAAAUGAGCUGUCCCUGAAUCCCAAACCAGGAACACCUGCAGCCAUCCAGCCCGACUCCCCAAAAUUGCCCACUUCAGAUUCUCCAGGAAUGGUUGAGCUGAAGGCCCCCCAGAGCUCUGGCCCUAAGGAGUCCAACGCCCCUCAUCCCUCAGCCCGGAUUGCAGGUCCCCCUGCUCUUCCAGGGCUCCCCAGUCAGUUGGCCCCUGCCACUCUGCGGGCACCCCAGAGGCACAGCCGAGGUGAGGGAGUCAACACCAUCAUCGUGGUGGAGCGAGUGAAGGAGACCGGCGUGACUCUGGUGGGGCGACCACGUGGCGCAGCAGGCGGGGCCCUCUGCCUGUUCUUCGCGGGGACCGCGCUGCUGAUCGGCAUCUUUGUGCUGCUGUGGUGGCUUUACCGCCGGGCAGCUAGACAGCGGCCCUUCGCACAUCACCGGCUUCCGGACGACGGAGAUGAACCGGUUCUGCAUUUGGACGCCCCGAAAGACCCCUACGACCUCUACUUUUAUGCUCCGGAUACCUGGGUCCCUUCCCACAUCGCCACCAAGCAGCCCCCGCCCACACCUCCUCUGCCACCAAAGCUGCCCCCGCCGCCCCGCGGGGGUCGCCCGCAGCGUCUGGAGGCCCUGUCCCCCGCCACUCUCCCCAACAACUUCGUGUGAGCCCCACCGAGUUCUGCCGGACCUGCACAUCCCCACAGUGAAGGAAAACCCUGCGCUUCUGGCAUGCUUAGCUAGAGUAGUCCCCGGAUAAAGGGUCUAAUAUACAGAGAUGCUUGCGCUGUGAUCAGAGAACAAGGUCUGAGACCGAAUAAAUAUCAUGUUCCCAUGGCUAGACCCCUCCUCUGGCCUGAGCCCUGGGGUGGGAGGAGCUGGAGUCUGAGACCGCUGAAACUUA